Molecule: messenger RNA, 1470 nt
Organism: Rotaria socialis
Lineage: Eukaryota; Metazoa; Rotifera; Eurotatoria; Philodinida; Philodinidae
Source: the annotation of a GenBank genome assembly
AUGGCAACUGCAGGAAAAAUGGGUAAAACCAUUUGUACGAUAUGUAACGAACAGAGAAUCACGUACUUUUGCAAAGGAUGCUCAAAAGAGUACUGUUUUUCGGACUUAACAAAACAUCGUGUUAUACUCAGCGAACAAUUCGAUAUAUUAGCCCACGAUUUUAAUCGAUUCCGAGAAAAACUUAUUAAUGAAAAAGAAGAUUCAGAGCAGCGUGUUCUUAUACAACAAGUGAAUAGAUGGGAAGAAGUUUCUAUAGAAAAAAUUAAGAAAACAGCACAAGAGUGCAGACGAAUAUUACUUGAACACACAGAUGAAAAUAUUAUGAAAACCGAAAAGAAGCUAAAUAGAUUAAUGGACGAUUUAGAACCGCUUCGUCAAAAGGACGAAUGGUAUGAAACUGAUUUAGCGAAUUUGAAGGAGAAAUUACAAAGCAUGAAACAAGAACUUGCUGCGCCACAAAAUAUUUCAAUUCAACAAGAUUCUGGAACAUUCAUAAAAAAUAUUUCAGUGUCUAUUUCCCCCGGCACACAAGUUACUGUGCGAUGGGCAUCGAAUGGUGUUACCAUUGCCGGUGGACAUGGGUCUGGGCACGCAUUGAAUCAACUGUACUUACCUCUUGGUCUUCAUAUCAAUGAUGAUGAUACGAUAUUCAUUGCUGAUUUUGCCAAUGACCGUAUUGUAAAAUGGAAGAUUGGUGAUAAUAUUGGUGAAGUAAUUAUCGGCAGUCAUGGACGCGGAAAACAGAUGAAUCAGUUGGAUAGACCUUUCGAUGUGAUCUUUGAUAACGAAACAGAUAGUCUCAUCAUCAGCGAUGGAGACAAUCGACGAGUCAUGCGAUGGCUUCUUCGAAACGAUACUAUGUAUGGAGAAAUAAUUUUGGACAAUAUAGAUUGUUACGGAUUAGCCAUAGAUGAUCAGAGAUAUAUCUACGUCAGUGACAUCGAGAAGAAUGAAGUAAGAAGAUACCGGGUGGGAGAUAUCAAUAGUAAACUCGUAGCCGGAGGUAAUGGACAAGGCAUGCGUCUUAAUCAACUCAAUAGGCCAACUUAUGUCUUUGUUGAUCAAGAUCAUUCUGUCUACGUAUCUGAUCGUGACAAUCAUCGUGUAAUUAAAUGGGCCAAAGAUGCAAAUGAAGGAAUUCUUGUGGCUGGAGGUCGUGGCUAUGGCAAUGGUCUCGGACAAUUAUCGUACCCUCGAGGAGUCAUAGUCGAUUCAUUGGGUACAGUCUAUGUGGCAGACGAAGAAAAUCAUCGAGUGAUGCGUUGGCACAAAGGCGCAAUACAAGGUGACGUUUUAUUUGGUGGAAAUGGUAAAGGACAGGGACCAAACCAGCUACACUGGCCUCAUGGUCUCUCAGUUGAUCGGCAUCAACAUUUCUAUGUUGUCGAUUAUGGUAAUGAUAGAGUUCAACGAUAUUCCAUCGAAGCAAAUAUGGAAAAUGUUACUUUGCCAUUUCUAUCGAUAAAAUGA